Chelonia mydas (Green sea turtle) is the source of this 2322-nucleotide messenger RNA. RefSeq lists its product as uncharacterized. The transcript is spliced from 4 exons. The record is from RefSeq and is a predicted model, not a curated record. The coding region runs from base 291 to 1409 and encodes 372 amino acids. NCBI's taxonomy places the organism in Eukaryota, Metazoa, Chordata, Testudines, Cheloniidae.
GCCAGCAGCGAGGGGAGGCGCAAACAUUGCGCAAUUCUCCAGCUUUCGCUUUCGCUGCGCCCUGUCCGGGGGGGGGCAGCUCGGCCCUGCAGCUCACAGCCCCCCCUCCCGAGUCUUCCAGUGAUUUGCUGCAGCGCCUUGGGCUGAUCUCCCAGCCUCGGUUUCCCCAGCUGUGCAGUGGGGAUAGCAGCAGUCCCCCUACCCCGCAGUGCAUUAGGGAGGCCUGUCUAUCCCCUGCAGCCUUCCCCGAGGGCACCGUCCCGGGGCGUGAGCAGCAGCCCGGUGCGGCUAUGGCGGAGGCGCUGCGGACCCUGAACGCAGAUCUGCUGGCCAUCAGGGGGGCGCUGGAGGCCGGCAGCCCCGCGGGGACCCCGGCCGCGGCCCUGCGGGAGAAGCUGGCCCAGGAGUUCCUGGCCGUGGUUCACGGUUUCCACGCCCGGUUCGCUCAGUGCCGGCGGAUGCGGGCUGGAGGCCCGGCUCCAGGAGGUCUCCGGGGACCCCGGCUGCUGGGUCUGCAUCGGCUGCACCCGGGCGCUGACGCACUGUCUCUGGGAGGCCGGGCCGUGGUGCCGGGCCUGGCACCGCAGGGCCGCUGGCUACGAGAAAACCCGCACCUACUACUGCCGGCCGGCAUCGUCUUCCUGGUGACCUACGCCCGGCGGGGCAGCCGGCCGGGGGAGCCCGCCGGGCACACGGAGGCCCUGCUGCGUGGCAUCGCUGCCCACUUCCGCCCCCGGGGGGCGCCGGCGGACGAGCUGGUGCAGUUCCUCAAGGACGACUUUUCCCAGCUGAUGGGCCAGUACCCGGGCUACCUGGCGCAGUGCCAGGCCAUGAGCCAGAUCCCCCCGGCCUGCUUCCCGGGGCGGGCCCGGGAGCUCCUGGCGGGGCUGGGGCCGGCGGAGGGGGUCCUUGCUGGCACGGUGCCGGACGGGGUGGUCUCCAUGCGGCCCUGCCUGUGGGAGGUGGGGGCGGGCGAGGCGCAGGCCGGCGAGAAGCUGCACACCUACUUCACCAGGCUGGACGGUGCCCUCGAUGCCAAGCAGCUGCUGGAGGAGAUCUGGGGCCACCCCCGCUGCAUCAACAGCCCCCCAGGGCUGGCGGGGCAGCCGGGGGACCCGGCCGGGGGCCUUCCUGUACCUGGCCAUAUUCCGGAGGGCCUGCCUCCCGGGCGGGCCCUGAGCGAAGGGGCCGACCCGGUGCCACUGCCCAGCCCCGAGCGCGUGUGGCUGGGGAGUCCGGAUCCCCGGCCAGCGCCCUUGCCAGGAGCUAACCGCAAGCAGGGUCCCUGGAGGACUCGUACGGCGCUGUGCCACGCGAGGGAUGAGAGGGAAACCGAGGCAGCCUGCUGCUUCCCCCCGCCGACAGCUGGGACCUCAGCCACAAAGGCAGCGACGGCGUGUUCCCACUGAGGGCUCUGCAGGUGCCGGACAAUCUGCUCCCCCGCCGGCACCUUGGCGGCUGUCCCGGUGCCCGGGGCCUGGGUGAGCCUUGGACACCGAGCCGGGCUGCUGCCAUCUGCCAUGCUCUGCGCCCGGCCAGGCAGAAGCAGCUGUGGCUGGGGAGGGGUGUUACAGGCCUGUCCGAGGCAGCCCUGGCCGCUUAGGUUAGGCCGCCCACAGCCGGACGUUCACAGCACAAGGAGGAGUCGCCGCACCUCGGAGUAACGGCUCCCGCGUCCCCCACGGCGUGGUGGCUGGCAUGGGCUGGGCUCUGAGCGCCCCACGGAGCCAGCUCAGCAACCCCUGGGGCCCAACACGCCCAGGGCCAGGGGCGACAGAGGCGCAGAGGGAGGAAGGGAUUUGGCCCAGGUCACACAGACCAUUGGUGGCAGAGGUGGGAACUGGACCCAGGAGUCCUGGCUCCCUGUCCACUGCCCGACCCUCCGUGGGGCUGCAAAGGGGAGGGGAGAGUGUGUGGGGCCAGGGUUGAUCCCCCCACGCGUUGGGGGGCUGUAACCCAAAGCAUCCUCGGGGCCCCUUUCAGCCUGACACCGCCUGGCUGCGAGCAGGACUCUGUGGUUCGCACGCGGGGGGGUCGGGGGGUGCUAUUCUGAGACACACACACCUCUGCCGGGUGUAUUUUAAGCCGGCGGGGGAAUGACGCAGCCCCAGGAAGCAGGGGAGGCUCAGUCCAGCCUCACCACCAUGGCCGUGGGGAUCGUGCUGCUCCUAGGGCUGGGGAGCGCUGGUGACUAUGGAGGGAAUUGGGGGGGCUGCCUCUCUGGACCCCCAUCUGCCCCGGCCGAUGCCCGGGUGUGAGGGGUCCGGAUCCCAAAACCACGGGGGGCUCAUUUGAAAAAACAGCUGGUCGUGGCUGGCUUGG